AUGACAACCAUCAAGGAGAUGAAGGAACUCUUGGAAGUUGGGACGCAAAUGGGACUCAAGGAUGCAGAACUUCAACAGUUUGUGAACAAUGAACAGGCAAGACUUAGAGACGAACGUGAGAAAGAUCGUGCAGAACGUAUGGCUAAACAGGAGCGCGAAUAUCAGCUGGAACUCGAAUCCAUGAAGGAACAAAACGCUGAGGCUGAACACAAGAGGAAAAUUGAAGAAAUGGAAAUAGAUCACAGAUUUCAAAUGAUGGCGACCCAGAGAUCACAUAAAGUUCUUGAGUCAACUGCGCUACAUCACACUGAAACACAACAACCGGUUAGAGGACCAAAAUUACCAGCGUUUGAUGAGGGAAAAGCGUUGGAUGUGUUCGCUAGAUUACCACCAGACAGUGCGUUGGACUUUGAUGAACUUAAGAAAGCACUGAUGAAACGGUUUGACAUGACUGAGGAUGCAUUCAGAAAGAAAUUCAGAUCUUCAAAACCUGAUGGUAGUGAAACCUUUAUUCAGUUUCAACUAGACUUGAAAGAACGAAUUCCUCCUUCUAUUCAGGAUAUGGCCAGAUAUGCUGAUCAGUAUGUUGAGGCGAGAGCAACUUGUUCAUCAGCUGUUACCCAAAGACCGAUCUUCGACAAGAAAGUUUCCUUUGGAAAGCAAUUAUCUUUUCCAAGUUCUAGUGAAGGAACCAAAACCAGUGGUGGAAUCAAGUGUUUUAAUUGUGAUAAAUACGGACACAAGCAGUUUGAUUGUCCUUUGAGGAAGUCAUCAGCAAUUAAGACAAACACACAGGAAAAAUUUGAUAGACCACAGAAACCACAACAGGGAUUCAACAAAAAUGGACGUCGCUUCGCAAGGAAAAGAACACGACUCUUCUCAUAUACCGGAUGUCGUGGUGCGGUGAUUCGGAAAAGUCUGGUUACGUCAAACCAACUGACUGGAAAAACUCACAAAUGCAUGCUUGCUGACGGAAGUGUAGUAGAUGCAGAUGUUGCGAUAGUUGAAGUUGACACACCAUAUUUUACUGGAACAAUUGAAGUCUCAUGCUUCGAAACACCGAUGUUUGAUCUGAUUCUUGGGAAUUUUGAUGGUGUUCGGAAACCAGACAACCCGGAUAUUGAUUCGAUAAAACUUCUAAACCUUCAUUUGCUGUUGAGACACGCAGUCAACUUAAGAAGCCGUUGCCUUAUGAAACCACUGAGGGUUCCUGAAACUCUACAAGAUGUAUCACGUGAUGAGAUGUUACUUGUAAGUGAACGAAGGACGAUUCGCUAA
Molecule: messenger RNA, 1278 nt
Organism: Saccostrea cuccullata (small rock oyster)
Lineage: Eukaryota; Metazoa; Mollusca; Bivalvia; Ostreida; Ostreidae
Exons: 4
Coding region: 1-1278 (425 amino acids)
Molecular function (GO): nucleic acid binding; zinc ion binding
Source: RefSeq, a predicted model, not a curated record